Penicillium maclennaniae is the source of this 1722-nucleotide messenger RNA. RefSeq names its product Glycerol uptake facilitator protein. The transcript has 4 exons. Gene Ontology annotation, molecular function: glycerol channel activity; water channel activity. The record is from RefSeq and is a predicted model, not a curated record. The coding region runs from base 1 to 1722 and encodes 573 amino acids. Gene Ontology annotation, cellular component: plasma membrane. Lineage: Eukaryota; Fungi; Ascomycota; Eurotiomycetes; Eurotiales; Aspergillaceae. Gene Ontology annotation, biological process: water transport; glycerol transmembrane transport.
AUGGGGGAACAAAACCAUGAAGAGCCUCUCAGGUCACCACCUGGACCUCAAUUGCAACCUAUUGAAGAACGAGACAGCAGUCCCAAUUCAUCAGCAUCGACAGAGACAUUGGCCACAUCACCUGUGAAGCAAAUUGACGACGAGCCCCAGACACCCGGGCCAUCAAAACAGCAGCUCGCAUUAGAACAGCAACAUCAACAGAAAUCUCAAUACGGCUUCCCUUCCACACCUCGAACUGAACAACCACCAUCGCCUUUCUCGCGUCCUUCGGUGGCUCGCCAACCGACCGAAUCCGGCAGCGUCUACUAUGGACACCAACCCCCUUCACUAGCGAAUAGAUCAUGGAGUCAACAGCAAGUCAAUCAAUGGCCAUCUCACUCCCUAGCGGGAAACAACAUGGCAUCGUCUAAUCCUCAAACAUCACACCAAGGCAAUGUCUACGUGGAGCCGGAAUACCGACAACGUAACCCCAAAUACGGACACGAAAAUGAGAAGCCAGUUUGGGGCCUGGCUAAGCCUCUUCCUCGCGUUGUCCGACCUGGUAUGCGUCGAGACAACAAGAGUCAAAAAGAUGCUCAACAAUCCGCGCCUCCAGGUGAAUCUGCUCCUGCUCCAGAGCUGGGUGCAACGCCCGGGUUAUCAUCACCGCAGGCGGGUGAUGCGCAGCAGGGUGGUGCGAAACAGAAUACCAUCUAUGCCCCGCAGCCCGAUGGCCUUCUCCGUCCGAUGGAAUCAGAAGCAAGCCAGGGUCAAGGAAAUGUAUCCCAGGGCUCAAAGCAACCAAUGGAGGAAGAAUCACAAGAAGAAUUUUUGAAUCAGUGGGUCAAAAUCAGACACAAGAUGAAGGAGCCCUUUGCAGAAUUUCUUGCGACCGCUGUCGCCGUCCUCAUCGGGCUAUGCGGCACCCUCGCGGUCUCGACUGGAGGAACUCAAGCGGGGAGCCGUCUCUCGGAGAACUGGUCCUGGGGCCUCGGAUUCAUGAUCGGUAUUUACCUCGCUGGUGGUAUUUCUGGUGCGCACUUAAACCCAGGAAUCUCCAUCACGCUCUGGAUAUUUCGUGGUUUCCCAGGUCGACGAUGCUGCUACUAUAUCAUUGCCCAGAUGCUGGGCGCAAUCACUGCCGCGGGUCUGACGUACUGUUUGUAUCGAGAUUCGAUCGUGAACCUAGCACCGAAUGCAUCGCCAGGUUCAUCCGGACUUGGAUUCUACACCGAACCACUAAGUCAUGUCAGCCCCGCCACUGCGUUUUUCACUGAAUAUGUCGCCGAUGUGGUCUUACUUUGUGUGAUCUUUGCCAUGGGUGAUGACAGCAACGCUCCCCCUGGUGCCGGUAUGCACUCAUUUGUGAUCGGCCUCGUUAUCUACGUUCUUUGCAUUUGCUUAGGAUUCAACACUGGAGGAUGCUUGAAUCCCGUGCGAGACUUUGGACCUCGACUUGUUGCCCUUAUGGCUGGCUAUGGGGGGGAAACUUUCACUGACCAUCACGGAUGGUGGUUUUGGGGCUGCUGGGUGGCUACCAUCACUGGCUGCCUUACUGGAGGUGGUCUGUACGAUACGUUUAUCUUUAUUGGAGGUGAAUCUCCUAUCAACUAUGCGCCGAGGCGGCGACAUAGAGCGAGACUUAAGAAGGAGACCAAGUGGAGGAAGAGACUUGGUAUUGGGAAGCACAAGGUGCCCGACUUGGAAAACGGGAUCAAAAGUUUGGAAGAUAAGGAGUUUUAA